Messenger RNA from Aphanomyces invadans, 1637 nucleotides. RefSeq names its product serine/threonine protein kinase. The transcript is spliced from 3 exons. The record is from RefSeq and is a predicted model, not a curated record. Gene Ontology annotation, molecular function: cyclin binding; cyclin-dependent protein serine/threonine kinase activity; ATP binding. NCBI's taxonomy places the organism in Eukaryota, Oomycota, Saprolegniomycetes, Saprolegniales, Verrucalvaceae. Gene Ontology annotation, biological process: G1/S transition of mitotic cell cycle; regulation of G2/M transition of mitotic cell cycle; protein phosphorylation. Gene Ontology annotation, cellular component: cyclin-dependent protein kinase holoenzyme complex; nucleus; cytoplasm. The coding region runs from base 135 to 1637 and encodes 500 amino acids.
AGCGUUCGGGGUAUCUGAGGGGACCAAAGGACCCUUCCGCCAUCUACCUCCCACAAGCACGCCGCCUCCCUGCGUCAUCGAGGCUGACCCCGAGAGUUCCACUCGCGGGUUGGAGUGUCCAUCGUUGUCCACGCAUGAACGAUCGAUCCGACAUUGACAUGGACGUUCGAGCUGAACAAAACGCGAACCAGAGACAAUCGUCCCUUCCUAGUAGCUACGCGAGUUCUGUCGGCCAAGUCAACGCCACCUUUCAUGUGCGAGGAGGCCACGCAGGAAGCGGGCACACUGCAUUGCCACAAGUACACACGGAUCACGACCGACUGGCUGUACGAGGACUUGGUUCGGGUUCGAUUGCAUCUCCUGCGACCGCUGCUCCUCGAUCGUUAUCAUGUACUUCGUCGUCCGGUAGUACCAACGUGUUGCUUGAAGUAUUGGGCGGCACUCCCCGCGGCAGCAGUGACGUCUCGCAGCAACAACGAUAUUCCAACCAAAAGAACUCCCAAACGUUCUUCCCGUCGACGGAAGGCAACGUCAAUGAAGAUGAAUCCAAGCCACGACACCCCACAUCAAGCCACCUUGCUGUCGACAACCAUGGCCACGGUAGCAGCGCCGCCAUGAUGAUGGUGUCUACAUCCACAAACCGCCGGAAGCGCGAACGAGACGUUUCCAUGCACUCCACGGAUAGCUACCUCUCCCACAACAUGUACGACACGGACGAAGAAAAAGUGCCCGUGAUUGACCCGUCCGAACGCGUGGAGCAUCGCAGUACGAAGAUCGUCCGCCGAGAAAUCGUCAUCGCCUCGCCUUCAGGCAUGGACGAUGACAACGACUGCUCAGCUGGUGGAGACGACCCCCGAACGAACAAGCUGGUGCUGCCGGAAACGCGACCACACCACCUCGGCUUUGAUGUGCAGCCCGUGGACAUCAUCUUGCACGUGUUUUCGUUCCUGGUCUACUCGGAUGACGUGUACCAGAUGCAGCUCGUGUCGAAGCGGUGGCGGGAGCUCACAAGCACGCCAAGUCUGUGGCGCAUGCUUCCAGACGUGACGGCCGACGGGAGCAUCAACUGGCUUAACUUCCGCAACCUCGGUAUCAAGAACAAAGGCACGGAAGGCACGUGUUAUCGGUGCUUUCAACGGAGCACGGGGCGGAUGCUCGCGAUGAAGCGAGCACGGGUCUUCCCCAAGGGGGAAGGUGUGCCGUACUACAUGUUGCGCGAACUUGCGGUGCUCCAGGGCAUCAAACACCCAAACAUUGCGUCGCUCGAGAUGAUCUCGCUCGCAAAUGACGAACUCCACGUGUUCUUUCCGUUUGUGGACAAGACCUUACACGAAAUUAUCAACCCGACGAGCGAUCCGAACGGCGGCCGCAUCCUGCCAGAGCAUCAAGUGCGGCGCUUUUUGCAUCAGCUGCUUGAUGCGAUUGCCCAUUGCCAUCGUCGAGGCGUGCUCCAUCGAAAUCUCAAGCCGAAACAUCUCCUCAUCGACACGGACUCGCCGGAUGAAUUAGGUACACUUGGCAACGUCGGUGCUGUGCAUGUUGAACGUGCCUGGCAGUCUCCUUGCAUUGUUUGGUUGAGCUGGCCUUCGUGGAUUGGGUACGAGAGGCUGUUGGUUGCAACUCGCACGGUGCAUUGA